This is a messenger RNA of Scedosporium apiospermum, 942 nucleotides long. Its product is annotated as DNA-(apurinic or apyrimidinic site) lyase. Lineage: Eukaryota; Fungi; Ascomycota; Sordariomycetes; Microascales; Microascaceae. The record is from RefSeq and is a predicted model, not a curated record. The coding region runs from base 1 to 942 and encodes 313 amino acids. Gene Ontology annotation, biological process: cytoplasmic translation; ribosome biogenesis; ribosomal large subunit assembly. The transcript is spliced from 3 exons. Gene Ontology annotation, molecular function: structural constituent of ribosome; large ribosomal subunit rRNA binding. Gene Ontology annotation, cellular component: cytosolic large ribosomal subunit.
AUGGGGGGCAAAACUAACAAGGCCGCUUAUUUCGAGAAGCUCCGGGGCUUGUUGGAGGAGUACAAGUCGGUCUUCAUCGUCUCCGUCGACAAUGUCAGCUCUCAGCAGAUGCACGAGAUCCGACAGUCCCUCCGUGGUGAGGGUGUCGUUCUCAUGGGAAAGAACACCAUGAUCCGACGUGCUCUUCGUACCUUCAUCGCUGACCUCCCCGACUACGAGCGCCUCCUCCCCUUCGUCCGAGGCAACGUCGGCUUCGUCUUCACCAACGCCGACCUCAAGGAGGUCCGCGACAAGAUCCUCAACAACCGAGUUGCCGCCCCCGCUCGUGCCGGUGCCGUCGCCCCCGUCGACGUCUGGGUCCCCGCCGGAAACACCGGCAUGGAACCCGGCAAGACCUCCUUCUUCCAGGCCCUCGGUGUCCCCACCAAGAUUGCCCGUGGUACCAUUGAAAUCACCACCGAUCUCAAGCUCGUCGAGGCCAACACCAAGGUCGGCCCCUCCGAGGCCACCCUCCUCAACAUGCUCAACAUCUCCCCCUUCACCUACGGUCUCGGCAUCGUCCAGGUCUACGACCAGGGCAACGUCUUCCCCCCCUCCGUGCUCGACAUCACCGACGAGCAGCUCCUCGAGACCCUCCAGAAGGCCAUCACCACCAUCGCCACCAUCUCCCUCGCCACUAACUUCCCUACCCUCCCCUCCAUCGCCCACUCCCUCAUCAACGGCUACAAGAAGGUUCUUGCCGUCGCUGUUGUCACCGAGUACGGCUGGCCCGAGAUUGAGGAGCUCAAGGACCGCAUCGCCAACCCCGAUGCCUACGCUGCUGCUGCUCCUGCCGCCGGCGCUGGUGCCGACGCUGGCGCCGCCAAGGAGGAGGCUAAGAAGGAGGAGUCUGAGGAGGAGGAGUCCGAGGACGAGGGCGGCUUCGGCGGUCUCUUCGACUAA